Molecule: messenger RNA, 1682 nt
Organism: Drosophila gunungcola (fruit fly)
Lineage: Eukaryota; Metazoa; Arthropoda; Insecta; Diptera; Drosophilidae
Product: estradiol 17-beta-dehydrogenase 11
Exons: 5
Coding region: 44-1012 (322 amino acids)
Cellular component (GO): lipid droplet
Molecular function (GO): oxidoreductase activity, acting on the CH-OH group of donors, NAD or NADP as acceptor
Source: RefSeq, a predicted model, not a curated record
UAGCCACUCUCGCGGCUCGGUCGUUACUCCAAUCGGCGGAAAAAUGUCGCAAGUCCGUGCCGCUCUGGUAAAACUGCAGGCCCUGUUUGGACUGAUCGGCCUCGUGGCUCUUACUCCACUGCUCGUCUCGGCCGCGAUUCUCAGCCGGCUGAUCGCCAAACUCUGCUGCUGCUCACCGCCGAAGAGCAUCGAGGGAGAAGUGGCCGUGGUUACUGGAGCUGGUCAUGGUCUAGGUCGAGCCAUUUCGCUGGAGCUGGCCAAGAAGGGCUGCCACAUUGCCGUAGUGGAUAUCAAUUUGUCCGGGGCCGAGAACACCGUCAAGCAAAUUCAGGAAACCUAUAAUGUUCGCGCCAAGGCCUACAAGGCAAAUGUUACUAGUCAUAAAGAAAUUGUUGAGCUCAAUUCAAAAGUGGUUGGUGAUCUGGGACCGGUUACUGUUCUAAUAAAUAAUGCCGGCGUAAUGUUGCAUCGCAAUUCAUUGGACCCCGAACCGGCUGAUGUGCAGCUAAUGAUCGACGUUAAUCUAACGUCGCACUUCUGGACUAAAUUUGUGUUCCUGCCGCCAAUGAAGGCGUUGCGCCGCGGAUUUAUAGUCACCAUAAGUUCGCUGGCAGGUAUUUUUCCCCUGCCCUACAGUGCGGCUUACACAGCCAGCAAGGCUGGCACUUUGGCUCACAUGAGGGCCUUGCAAAUGGAGCUGCAGCUGGAGAAGCAGAAGGACAUCCAUGUGACCACCGUGCUGCCCACCUUUCUGCGCACCAACGAUGAGAUAACGGAGCUAACGAAAACCAUCGGAAUCAAUAACCUAUAUCCCCUGAUCACUGGCGAGGAGGUGGCCCAACGAGUUGUGUCCGGAAUGAUGCGGGGUGAGCACGAGAUCACGUUGCCGGGACUUGCAUCCGUUCUCUACCGGCUGCUGUACCUUCUGCCCUCGGACUGGCAGCUUCGAAUGAUUCUGCUGCUCAGCGAUAAUCAGUUCAAGCGGUUCUGCGAGGUGCGAUUGCGAUCCUGAGAUCGAUUCGGUUAAAGGUGAAUAAAACCAUAUACACGUGUGUGUAUAUUCCGGGCUGGGAUAAAAACAAAAAUGAAAAACAGGUUCUCUGCUGCCCGGGGACUCUCAGGUGGAGGCGCUGCUUAAAAGCGUUUUAUUAAAAUCCGAUUAAAGAUUCUUUUUGCGGCCGGCUGGUUACGGACAACUGGCCACAGGCCACGGGCUCCAGUCAUGUGCUCUCCAUUUAAUUUCAGCCAGCCAGCCGGCCAGCCAGCCGACCAGCCAGCCAGCCAGCCAGCAUUGCUUUAAUUCUGGAGCUCCGUCUGGAUUCACUUCGUCUGCAUUUGUCAGUUGGCAGAGGGGCGGAAAACGAAAACGGGAAAAAUGGAGAAAAUGGGAAAUACGGGGAUGCAAUCAACUUGUCAGCGCUCCCACUUUUCCAUCCUUGUGCUGAAUCUCAUUAUGCAACUUUUAUGGGGUCAUUGAGGCUGUGUGAUUUAUAUAUUUUGCGAAAUUAAAAAAGCUUAACAAAGGCUUAAAGAGCCACAACAAAAUUUUGUGUUGCAUAUACCCGGGUGCAAUAGAAAACUGCAAGCCUUUGGACUCACUCGCAUUUCAUGUGUUAUUAGGGGUUUAUAGAGCAAUGCGGUGAAAGUACAUGUGCAAUGUUUUUCUUUGCCACUUCAAACGA